This is a messenger RNA of Drosophila sechellia, 1038 nucleotides long. RefSeq lists its product as uncharacterized. Gene Ontology annotation, molecular function: serine-type endopeptidase inhibitor activity. NCBI's taxonomy places the organism in Eukaryota, Metazoa, Arthropoda, Insecta, Diptera, Drosophilidae. The transcript is spliced from 2 exons. The record is from RefSeq and is a predicted model, not a curated record. The coding region runs from base 492 to 800 and encodes 102 amino acids.
GUGUGGUGAACCAAAUCCGCUUCUUCAUCCAUCGAAGAAUUUUCAGAAAUUCAAAACUGCGCAAAGUCCAAGAAAAGUUGCAAUAGAACCCUAGAGUAUUCCCUAUCUGCAUACCCAACUGCCAACAGCUGCCACAAAUACUUAGCGCAUUUUUUCGACUGGGUUUUUGCACUCUAGAUGAACUUUGCCGUGCGAUGAGUAUAAAAAACUCAUAAAAUACAGCGAAAUUGCAAAAAGACAAUAAAUAAAUAAGAAAAGCAGACGGAUCGGCCGAUCAUCCAUAUACUAUAGGCUUUCAAUCACUCUAGAAUCGGACACAUUCCGCACUGCCUCUUAUAUAUGGCGAGCUGCUGCGCAUUUGUGUUUGUCCUGAACCAGAUUGACAUCAUCGGGGCCAGGGAGCAAAGCAGAGCUGCUCUACAGAGUUGACCAACUUGAGUCAGAGGACUCCAUCGCUAUCCAUCCAGAGCACUUUCGAAAGUUCUGUAAAAAUGGCCAACUACAGUCAGCUGAGAAUCAUCACUGGAUUUUGUGUGAUUUUGGCCGUUAUGCUGGACCAACCAUUCACUGCAGAGGCGGUUGUUCGAGAUGCAUGCCAGACGGCACCGAAUAAGAACGUGUGGCUGUGUAGCCCAACUACCCUGGGCAUAUUUUUCGAUCCGGAGACACAACGUUGUCGCUACAUGGGAUGCAGUAAUCGAAAGCUGUUCUUAACCCUCGAAGACUGCGAAAAGAUUUGCAACAAUCCGCGGCACAUCAAGCGGCGCAACCAAUCAAAGGCCAAUGAAACAUCACAUUGAAUGCACCAAAGGAAAAGAAAAUACCCUUCGUUGUUAAUUGUCACGUGUCUUAUUUAGUGGAAUGUAAUUAUUAUAUUUUUAUUUUGUACGGUGAAAUUUGUUCAACCUGAGUUACAAACCAACCUUAAUUACAAACAAUCCCAGUUGGAGCUUGAACUUUUCUAAUCCUAAGAUUGAAUGAAUAUCUAGGAUGUUGCCUCAAUAACACAACAUAGAAUAUAUGAAAACAUAACCACCA